GAUAAGCUAUCAUGUGAUGAUGAAAAUGGAGUCGAAGAAUUGAAACAGUAUGGCAUUUUUUCAAAAAUUACUAAAUCCACGAAAAUUUGGUAGACAAAACAGCCGAAAACCUUCAUACUGCGAUCCUAAAAAUGAUGCCUCGGAAUUUAAGAAUUUGAGUUUGUUUACAUUUUGUGUCCUGCAUGGUUGGAAUGGGCACAAGACAAGCAUGUGACCUAAAUCAGUUGCUGACAACUUGUCAACAUUAUACUGACAAUGAAUGAUUUCAUGACUGAUAUCAUAUAGAGAUGUGGAAAAUAUCUUGAAGUAUUCUUUUGACUUAAAUAGACAAUGAAAAUGCCGGUAAUAAAUGGAUUAGUGUUUCCAGCGGACUACUAUGCCUCUCUGAAGGAAAAAUUUUUGCAUAAUGAUACCUCCAUUAAAAGUUGGAAGAAGCCACAAUUUGAUGAAAAGUCCGUCCGAUUGGUUUUGUUCCGCGACAGUGAUGGAAAGGGUAGACAGAUUAUCUUUGAUUCUAAAUGUGUAAAGGAAGAGGAAAAGAGCUGCAGAUGGGGUAAAUGCCGUCCUGGUCAGAAACUCAAUGUUGUAGCUGAAGGCCAAGUUCCAAAGAAUGUCACAAAUCAGAAAAUUCACAACUAUCAGCCCACAAAAACUGGUUCAGAUGGGAAAAAGUUUGAAGAAGUCAUGUUUGGUGCAGAGGGUGUGGCCUACAGAGGAACCUCCCUCAAAGUUCAUGUUGUCAGAUCUCCACCAGAACUUAUCCUCACAAAGGUAUUCAUUCCUGAGAAGCCUAAGAGACUUUCAGUUGCGGAUGAAGAUUCAUUGAACUUUUCAAGUGCGCCUGACCUUACUGCACCAAGGACUAUAUCUCAGGACAGUAGAGAAAACAGUUUAGGUGUUGCUCAGAGUGUUCCAGUGGAUGUCCCGUCUCCGUCACCGAGGUACAGCUGGAUGAUGAGAAGUGUGGAUUUGAUAGAUGAGGACAGUGGACUUGCUUCUUUAAACUCAAGUGGAAGUUUCCAUGCAACGUAUCCAUCCCCAGGCAGCAGUAGCAGUGGAUGUAAUAGUUUAACUCGUGAAAGGAGGUAUCACCGAGGACAACAUUUCUCUCUUGAAAGUUGUGGACGGAGAAAAAGCCAGCAAGACAUUUUGGCAGAGUUCAUGUCACCAGGUAGAUCAAAGAAAUGUAAAAUGGCACUGGGAAUUAUCUUUGGUACAAUAGAUGAGAAUAACCCAGAAGCAAAUCGGUUAUUUGAGAACUUUUUCUUCUCGCAUAUUGCUUUGUUUGAAAGCCACUUAGAAGAAUUGAGACAAAAUGUUGAGAAAGCUUACUACAGUGGAAAGACCCAUCUUUUCCUGUCAGGGUUAAUAGAGUCAUUUGAUUGUUUUAAGCGUGACAUUGCGGACCUGUACACAGCACCACGGCUGUCAGAACCUGUCUGGCUAAAUAUGAUGUCUUAUAGCAGCUACAGAUACAUGCUCUGUGAUAAAUUCCUAAAAGAAUUUGUUUUCCUGGUCAACAAAUAUGAAAAUAAAUCCACUAACUUCUUUAUGAGUACUCUCAUCACUGCGGUGCUGACUCAUCAUUUAGCCUGGGUACCUACUGUGAUGCCGGCAGGUGGUUCACCGUCGGCAACAUACCUUGAUAAACAUUCCGCAAAGUGGGUCGACACACUAGCCAAAUCUCAUCCUUAUAACCCUCUCUGGGCCCAACUUGGGGAUUUAUACGGUGCCAUAGGAUUUCCACUAAAACUGUCAAGAACUGUUAUAGUUGGGAAAAAGGCAGAUCUAGUGAAAAAGAUUCUCUACAUACUUACUUACUUCAUCAGAUGUAGUGACAUUCUAGAAGCUACAGAACAGGGUUGCCUAGAGACAUACCUUGAGAAAUUAAAUUUCUCAGCAGAAAGUCCAUGUGAUAGUGAUAAAAAUUUGGUGCAGUGUGCACAGAGUCCUUCAAACGAUGGUGAUAAUAGAACACUUGAGCCAUCGAGUCCUACACCAGUGAAUUCCUAUGCUAAAAUCCCAUUUUCAGAAAUAAAUGAAAUUGAUUUACCGCCUUUUCAAUCAAUGAGAUUGGACUCUUUAUUGAGUGACAGGGCAAAAUCUGUGUCAAAUGAUUCGGAAAGAGAUUGCAAUAGUAAUAACCAGGGAAUUGACAAUGUGUCAAGUAAAGGGAGACUUUGCCAGGCUUGUGAAAGCAACAGAAAUUCUCAGGACCUCGAAAGCAAUAGGUUUGGCAAAAGUAUUUUUUAUGUGAGUUCUGAUACUUGUUUCUGUGAUAAAAAUAAUACCGGUGAAACUUCAGAUUGUGAAAACAGGGAUCCUACUGAUAAACAGAAAUUGCAAAGAAAGAAGGAUAGCUUGAGACUAAGUUUGAAAAUUCCGAACGACGAAUCUCAAAAUACUCAGUAUUUUUCAUGUAACGGGAAUUUGAAUGAAAGUGGAAAUGUUAAUGUUGCAAUGGAAAGAUGUAAACUUUCCAUGGCUGAGAUUGUUGAAGAUGCAAAAGUUGAGAAAGCUGGUCAUAGUCGUAAAGCAGUUGAUAUUAAAGUUACAAAUAUGCUACCUCCAGGUGAAAAGGAUAUGAAAAUUCCUCAGCACGUGGGUAAAGUGCUUUCACAUGAAGAAAUCAAGUCAAUUUUCAGGGAAAAAGGAAGUGAUAGUAUGUUUAAUGAAUAUUUUGAUGAGGGAAUAGAAACGAAAACCAUCGAUGAAGUUGACGAAAAAGACAGAGUUGUUGCAUUGCCCCCAAAGAAAUACCGAUAUUUAUCAGGGGAGACUACUCCAUGCUGGAAUGACGAUGACCCAAAUAAAGCCCCCUCUCUUCCAGAUCUAACAGCAGUUAAAACAGACUCUAGUCAUGGUAAAGGGGAUAGUGAAAGAUCUCAUAGGGUCCGUCUUGGUUCAUUAGAUCAGUCAUAUAAACAUCGAAGAUUUUCCCUCUCAAGACAGAUUUCAGAAUCUUCAAAUAAAAAUCUGCCAGGACGAUGCAGGCCAGUAACACCAACAGAGCUGGGAAAGAGACGUCAUAUGUCUUCUAUGAGCAGUUUUGAUUUUGACCUCAUGGAUCCGCGGGCUUAUUGCCAGGAACUACCUUUACCUGUCUUGAGCCCAGAAGUUAGCUGCAGUAGUCAGAAAGAAGUUGACAAGAAUUUUGGUCGCUCACUCCUGGCUGAUUACUCUGACCACUACAUGUCAGACUUUGUGCUGCAUGGAACAUCAGAUAAAGAUUUUGAAGAGAAGAUGGCCAAAGAUAUCAAGAUGGCUCUUCAGUAUUCUGUGUUGGAUGAACCAAUAGGAGAAGCUGUGUGUGUGGUGGCUGACACAGACAACUGGUCAGUGAAUGUGUAUAGCAGUCAGCAUAUAGAUAAAGCAGGCAGUGGACCACAUACAUGUGUAGCCUCACAACUUAUCUCAAACUGUAUAGAAUCUGUAGUCAGUAUGGCAAAGCUCAAGAUGAGCCCGGAAUUUUGUAUCAUGCAUUUAGAAGACCGCCUACAAGAAAUUUACUUCAAGAGUAAAAUGAUGGCGGAAUGUUUGAAGAAAAACAAGAAAGUAUCAGAUCUGCUUGCCAUGUAUAGAUUAGAAAGGAGUGAUCUCCCCUUACUAGUUGCAAUUUCUGGAACACACACACCAAAUUUUCCACUAGUUUGUCUGUCCUGAUACUAGAACUAUGAAGUAGGAUGAUGAAUCACAAGCAAGAACAGAAGUAAAUAAGGUAGCAGAGAAGCUCAACCCGGAGCUGCUGACCUUGAAAAAAGUAUUGUUAUUUCCCCUGGAGGAAAGGGACUUGAAAAUCAAACAGUAAAAAGCCGCAUGCUUUGUUUAAGACUAAGAUGAUACAAAAGUUCAGGGGUAAAAAUUACGUUGUACAUUUUUGUGACAGAAAAAGUGUUUGGUCAGAGAAGCCUCAAGAUAAGUAGUUGACUAGUUGAUGUUUGAUUGUAAAGUUAAGGGGAGAUAACUUCAGAUGUAUGCUGCUAUACAGUCUCAGAGAGAAAGGAUUUUCAGAAAAAUGUAUAAUAUGUUUAGUUGAUAUUUAGUGGUGCUAUUGACAGUAAAAGCUAUAUUGGUAGAUAUUUAGUUAUAACGUUUUGUGUUACAUAUUAAAAACUGCCGAGGUUUAACCAAGUAAUUAUGUCUUUUCAUACCUUUGUAGGCUUUUGCAGAAAGCGAGAAAACCUGUCUGUAUGUAAAUGUAAACACUUCACAGCCAUUGACUGAAGGGUUUUUCAAGUAUUAAAUCUGAAUUUUACAUGAUCGUAUAGUGUACUAGCUUGAAUUCCGUUGUUGAAAUGCAUUUGCUUAAGAGAAGGUGCUAGUGUAGUGUUUAGUAUCUCUUUUUUUCUAAUGGCAGUCUAGAAUGCAGCAGUAUUAAUUAGGAAAUAAUUAUCUUAUACCUGGAAUGUGUCUUUUAUGAAUAUAAAAUGUUUUGCUUUAAAGCGUCUUCAUUUAUUUGUGUGUAAUUGUAACACUCAAAGUGUUGUAUGUUUUUGUGGAAUUAGGUGGUAACACUUAACCUUUAGCCUGCUGGCGGCAUGUGAUUCUGCAUCAUUUCACUAUUCAGUCAGUAAAUUUCAAUGAACACCCAUGCGAAUAAUAAAUGGUACUGCCCAUAUUGAAUGAUAGGCCAGUCCAUUUCAGAAACUUAGCAGGGUAAAGGUUUAAAAUGCUGCAUGGACUGAAAUUUCAUGUUUUAUUUCACUACUGGAUUGUGUAAUAAUUGUAUGUUUAUAUUGCUUAGCAACUGCAAUAGUGCAGCUAAGUUGUUGAAAUACACAAGCUCAAGAGGUCAUAAUUAUGUUUUAAAUCCUACUGGUAUUUUUUAAAGCAAUAUUUCAGGGUUCCAUACUAGUUAAUAUGUAGAGUGGUGGAACCUAUGCUCGCGGUAUUUUGUACAUAUAUAAUCUUUUUAAGAAGCAAGAAAAAAAUAUUAUUUCGAUUUGCCUAUGCAAAAACUUAAAGUUAUCCUCCUUUUAUCGAAACAUAUUGUUGAUGUGCGUCAUCACGUGACUUGGUCGUCUCGUGAGCUAUCGACACGGCAUACGUGAAAAGGUGAAAAUUCGCCCUGAAGGGAACCUAUGCUGGCGGUAUGUAAUAUCGAUUAAACUAAGGACGAAAAAAAAAAUUCAGCAGGCUUAAAAUGAACAAACAAGCAUAUGCGAAUAUAAUAUUUAGCACAUUACUCAUUUAUUAUGUGAAAAACAAAAGAAAUGAGGAUAAUAUUUAGUAUGUGCCUCUAUGUGUAUAUUUCCCUUACAGAAAAAGAGUCACUAUUAGAACAAAGCUUAAAAACGUAUAAUAAUGUUGUUUAAAAACAGAAUGUUCAAGUAUUAAAGAUUCAAACAACGACAGUGAUUAACUCGCUAAUGUUUUCUACACUUCUUUUUUUGUUUAGGAAAUUUACUCCUCCCUACAUCUCAGAAAGAACCAUUUAGUGCGAUCAAUUCGUAACAGAAAAUGCCAAAAUACUUCAGAAAAUGGGAAAAGCACCAAAAUUGGCACAGCUAUUUAUUAAAGCAUUAGAAACAUUUUUUUCAUGGGACCCAUUUGAUAUCUGUCAAGAUGGCCGAUAUGGCGGCCAUUUUCCAAAAUGGCCACCAAAACUCAAUAUUUACUUUAGAAGAUUCUAAUGAAAGGUCAUUAUAUUUACAUUCAUCCCCAAAAUGCACUAAAUAUAAAUGUAUAUAAUAAAAUAAAUCCUAAAUUUGCAUCAAAUGCAAAAAUAACAAUUCAAAUGAUGUUAGUUUCUUUCUGUUUCCAUGGUAACGGCAAAAAUCUAACCUUUAAAACUUAGUUUAAUAUUAUCAUUGUGUAGUUUUCAUAUUUUAAAGAAUAUUUUGUUUUAAUAUAUGUAAUUUAUAUUA
Mercenaria mercenaria is the source of this 5867-nucleotide messenger RNA. Its product is annotated as folliculin-interacting protein 2-like. Gene Ontology annotation, cellular component: cytoplasm. The transcript has 20 exons. Bases 331 to 3663 code for a protein of 1110 amino acids. Lineage: Eukaryota; Metazoa; Mollusca; Bivalvia; Venerida; Veneridae. Gene Ontology annotation, molecular function: protein-folding chaperone binding; ATPase inhibitor activity. The record is from RefSeq and is a predicted model, not a curated record.